Bemisia tabaci is the source of this 1456-nucleotide messenger RNA. The record is from RefSeq and is a predicted model, not a curated record. NCBI's taxonomy places the organism in Eukaryota, Metazoa, Arthropoda, Insecta, Hemiptera, Aleyrodidae.
CCCGAACGUCCUGCAGGACGCAAGAGUAAGAUGCGCAGAAGUCACGAUGACAUCUCAACGCAGCUACACUUUUCCGCGCGUUAAAGAUCGUGCCGAUCGCAAGUGUGAUGAGGCCUUCAAAUUUCUGGACGAAGAGGGUCGCAACAACUGUCGCGAAUGGGAAUCAGCCGAAUGCCGCCUCGUUCCUGUAACGUCUCCGCAGUCCAGCACUCAGACAAAGAGCUACCAGUGCACCGUGUUUCACCUACCCAUGAACGCGUCGGGCUCGAUCGGACAACCCCGGAUGAGCACCCUGGACGAAUGCGAAGCGCAAAUCGCCUCUAAAAAAAGUCAGAAACGGCCAUGGGGCUGGGCUUCAACAUUAAAUUUCGGUACUACGACUAAAUCAUCAGCGGAAUCUUCUUUUAAUCCGGGCGCCACGUAUGCUCCAACUGCUGAUACGUCAGCCGGUCGAGGUUGGAGUGAUUUUAGAUGUUUAACAAGCUUUCCUCCGCACGGCAGAGCUCCUCCACCCACAGCAGCUACUUCAUCAUCCUUCAGCACCGAUGUAACAAAGAUCGCGAGAUUUGGUCUGCUUCCAUCAUCCACGAACACCGAUGUAACACAGAUCGCGAGAUUUGGUGUGAAUCCAUCAUCCACGAACACCGAUGUAACACAGAUCGCGAGAUUUGGUCUGCUUCCAUCAUCCACGAACACCGAUGUAACACAGAUCGCGAGAUUUGGUCUUCUUCCAUCAUCCACGAACACCGAUGUAACACAGAUCGCGAGAUUUGGUGUGAAUCCAUCAUCCACGAACACCGAUGUAACACAGAUCGCAAGAUUUGGUGUGAAUCCAUCAUCCACGAACACCGAUGUAACACAGAUCGCAAGAUUUGGUCUGCUUCCAUCAUCCACGAACACCGAUAUAACACAACCUCAAAGGCUAGGUUCCACCAUCGCCUCUGGUUCCGGUACACAGCAAGCAGGGAGAUUCGGAUGCCCCCUAUGCCCUGAAGGACAUAGCACAAUACGAGACUUAAUGCAGCACAUGUUGGAUGCCCACCCAGGAAACACCAUCUGCGUUUCAUGCAACAAGGAUUUCAAAGAGAAGGCAAAAUUAAUAGAUCAUUUGGGUAGAAAGAAACACAGUCUUCUAGAACUAGAUACCACUACUUAUAAGAAAGCGAAGCCAAACCAUGAAAAACGAUGGCGCUGCAAUUAUGAAGGGUGUGAUGCGGCGUUCGGGCGGGAAAAUACUUUAAAAGAUCACAUGGCCGUUCACGAUGGACGUGCCACCUGUCCUCAUUGCAAUAGAGUCCUCUAUAGAAAAAGCAACCUUCCCUCACACAUUCGAACAGAACACCCUGAAGAGUAUAAGAAAAAUCCCCCUAAAAAGCCUAAAAGUAAAAAUCAGUAAAACUCGUAAUUGAAUCAGUGAGUUCGAAAACACAACUCGGAAAAAAAAAAUGUUCAGGAA